Molecule: messenger RNA, 4643 nt
Organism: Gorilla gorilla gorilla (western lowland gorilla)
Lineage: Eukaryota; Metazoa; Chordata; Mammalia; Primates; Hominidae
Gene: TEX13C
Product: TEX13 family member C
Exons: 2
Coding region: 563-3109 (848 amino acids)
Molecular function (GO): mRNA binding
Source: RefSeq, a predicted model, not a curated record
AGGCAGGGGAGGUGCGGAGAGCAAGCGGGGGCUCUGAGGACUGCCAGCAUGCUGUCACCUCAAACCCACCUUCCCUUUCAGAGCAGAAGUAUAUGUGUGUGUGUGUGUGUGUGUGUGUGUGUGUGUUUGGGGGUCCAUUCCACUCCGGGUGUGCAAAUAGCCACUUUAUCGUCUCCAAAAAACCUGCCCUUCCCUCUCCGUCUCUGGGCUCACUGCAGUUCCCAGCUCAGCCGCUUGGCGACUCUCCAUUCAGGAAGUGCCUUCUCAAAGGAAGCUGGUCCCAGCUGGCCUUGCGGCAUGACUUAGCUUUUCUCUGUGAUGUGUCGCGGAGUCGCCGGUAGGGUUCGGUGUGGCGAGGGGGACCUGCUUCUCUCUUUGUGAGAACAAGGGAGUGAGGGAGGAAGGAGGCCAAGGAGGAGGCCAGGACUGAGCAAGGACUAAAGUAAGACUGAAAGGGGAGGUGAGGGGUGGACUGGUUGUCGGCAGCAGCCGGUACCGGAAGCGGCGGCGGCAGCCGAAGCGACGCACCGUGAGGCAGCUGCUUGACUAGGCUGCAGCCGCCAUGGCGAUGAACUUUGGGGACCAUGCCAGCGGGUUCCGCCAUGAUGAUGUGAUCAGGUUCAUCAACAAUGAAGUCCUCAGGAACGGCGGCAGCCCAGCCUUUUACAGGGCCUUCCGCUCGCGGCCGUGGAACGAGGUAGAGGACCAGCUUCGGGCCAUUGUGGCCGACCCGCGGGUGCCCCGCGCCAUUAAGAGGGCCUGUACCUGGAGCGCUUUGGCUCUGAGUGUGCGAGUGGCCGCGAGGCAGCGGGAGGAGCUGCUGCACCAGGUUUGGCGGCUGCAAGGGCAUGUGGAGGAGUGCCAGGCAACCUCCUGGGCUCUAACUUCCCAGCUGCAGCAGCUGCGCCUGGAGCAUGAGGAGGUGGCAACACAGCUGCACCUCACGCAGGCCACCCUGCAGCAGGUGCUGAAUGAGCGUGAUGGGUUAUGCGGGAGGCUGCUAGAAGUUGAGAGAUCCAUGCAGGUCUAUCCGAUGCCUCAGGAUUUUGUACCCGGUCCAGAAGCCGGCCAGUAUGGGCCUGUGGCCGGGACUUUAAAUGCAGAACAGAGUGAGGCGGUGGCCACAGAGGCACAGGGAAUGCCACAUUCGGAAGCCCAGGUAGCAGCCCCAACAGCUGCGUAUUACAUGCCUGAACUCCAGAGUGGCAGGGUCCAGGGCAUGCAACCUCUUCUGCUUAUGCAGGCACCUCAUCCAGUCCCAUUCCAUAUGCCUUCACCAAUGGGACUGCCAUACUCAACACCUCUACCACCCCCAGUAGUAAUGGAAUCAGCAGCAGCAAUUGCACCACAGAUGCCUCCUGCAGGGAUCUAUCCACCUGGUCUUUGGGCCACAGUGGGGUCCCAGGAGGAGACGGCCCCUCCGUGGGACCAGAAGUGCCAUGGCCAGGAUGGAUAUCCUGAGAAUUUCCAGGGAGUAUAUCACCCAGGAGAUAACAGAAGCUGCAACCAAAAGGAAGGUUCUGAGUGGCCCCAAGGAAUGACCUCCCAAGGGGACAGCAGCAGCCACAGCCUGAAGAAAGAUCCAGUGAUGCAAGAGGGCACAGCUCCCCCAGAGUUUAGCGGGAGCCACAGCCUGGAGAAAAAACCAGUGAUGCCCAAGGAGAUGGUCCCCCUAGGGGAUAGCAACAGCCACAGCCUGAAGAAAGAUCCAGUUGUGCCCAAGGAGAUGAUCCCCCUGGGGGACAGCAACAGCCACAGCAUGAAGAAAGAUCCAGUGAUGCCCAAGGAGAUUGUCCCCAUAGGGGACAGCAACAGCUACAGCCUGACGAAAAAUCCAGUUGUGCACAAGGAGAUGGUCUCCCUGGGGGACAGCAACAGCCACAGCAUGAAGAAAGAUCCAGUGAUGCCCCAGAAGAUGGUCCCCCUGGGGGACAGCAACAGCCACAGUCUGAAGAAAGAUCCAAUGAUGUGCCAGGAGAUGGUCCCCCUGGGGGACAGCAACAGCCGUAGUCUGAAGAAAGAUCCAGUGGCGGCCCAGGGCACAGCUCCCCUGAUGUAUAGCAGGAGGCACAGCGAGAAGAAAGUGCCAAUGAUGCCCAAGGAGAUGGUCCCCCUGGGGGAAAGCCACAGCCACAGCCUGAAGAAAGAUCCAGUGAUGCCCCGGAACAUGAUCCCCCUGGAGGACAGCAACAGCCACAGUCUGAAGAAAGAUCCAAUGAUGCACCAGGAGAUGGUCCCCCUGGGGGACAGCAACAGCCAUAGCCUGAAGAAAGAUCCAGUGGUGCCCCAGGGCACAGCUCCCCUGAUGUUUAGCAGGAGACACAGCCUGAAGAAAGUGCCAGUGAUGCCCAAGGAGAUGGUCCCCCUGGGGGACAGCCACAGCCUGAAGAAAGAUCCAGUGAUGCCCCAGAACAUGGUCCCCCUGGAGGACAGCAACAGCCAUAGCCUGAAGAAAGAUCCAGUGGUGCCCCAGGGCACAGCUCCCCUGACGUUUAGCAGGAGACACAGCCUGAAGAAAGUGCCAGUGGUGCCCCAGGGGACAGCCUCCCUGGGGUUCAGCAGGAUCCACGGCCUGAAGAAAGAGUUAGUGAUGCCCGAGGAGAUGGUCCCCCUGGGGGACAGCAACAGCCACAGCAUGAAGAAAGAUCUAGUGAUGCCCAAGGAGAUGGUCCCCCUAGGGGACAGCAACAGUCACAGCCUGAAGAAAGAUCCAGUGGUGCACCAGAAGAUGGUCCCCUUGGGGGACAGCAACAGCCACAGCCUGAAGAAACAUCUAGUGAUUCCCCAGGGCACAGCCUCACUGAGGUUUAGCAAGAGCCACAGCCAGAAGGAAGAUCAGGAGAGGCCCCAGGCAACCCCUCUGGAGGAUAGCAAGAGCCAUGGUGUGAAAAAUAGCCCAUGGAAACACCAGCCUCAGGGGCAGAAGGUCAAGGAACGAAAAAGGAAAAAGGCCUCAGAAUCCCAGCAACAGAAGCCUGCCUCAUGCUCCAGCCCAGUGAAUUGGGCCUGCCCAUGGUGUAAUGCCAUGAAUUUUCCACGGAACAAGGUGUGCUAUAAAUGCAAGAGAGUCCGUAUGCCAGUUGAGAAUGGCAGCGUUGACCCAGCGUAAACUCAUUGAUUUCAGGAAGUUUUACAGGUGAAGUCCUGUUUUUGUGUCUUAGCUCCACCAAACUUGCUUGUUUCUGAAGAAGCUGAACCUGUGACAUUAGAAGAUCUGCCAAAGCCACAAGAAGUAACACCUCAAUUCUGAUGGACCCACACCUCACUGAGACCCCAACUGGCUGCAGUCAAGAAGGGUGAAAGGAAGUCAGGGAAGAAGAGAUCAUUUGACACUCACUAGGGGGAAAAGGGAGAACAAAAUUGUUUUUGUAGAGUUGAAUUUUUUCAUUGGUAUGGGAAUUAACUUAGAAAAGUUUGGGGAGUUGUAGUGUUAAAUUCUAUAGAUGGUAGCAACUUUGAUGAAUUUCACUUAAUUCAUUAAAUAAGAAGUUUAGGGAAAGAGUUUAGGGGGUUGUAGUGUUAAAUUCUAUAGCUGAUAGCAACUUUAAUUAAUUUCAUUUAAUUCAUUAAAGAAAUAGUUAUUGCCUAGUAUGUUUUGGGAGCUAGACUUGUAUGUUAUUAUCUAGUACACACAGCAUAAUCUUUUAUUGUGAAUUUGGUUAGAAGAUAGGAAAGAGCAUAAUUUGGCAUACACAUUAGAUCAGGGAUGUCUUCUUUGCCUUGCAUAUAGCGUGACCUUGGAUAAAACCAAUUGAAGUAACAUCCAGAUCCAUUUCUGUGGUUCUGGGGCCAAUGUGAAAGAGACUUUCAUGAAAGGUUUUUUGUUUUGUUUUUUUGUUUUUUUUUUUUUUGAGAAAUGAGGUCUCAUUUUGUCGCCCAGGCUGGAGUGCAGUGGCAUGAUCAUCAUAGCUCACUGCAGCCUCAAACUCCUGGGCUCAAGUGAUCCUCUGCCUCAGCCUCCCGAGUAGCUGUGAGCCACCAUGCCCAGCCCUUAUGAAAGGUCUUGAGUAACCAAACUGCUUGUCUCAUUGGUCUCAGGUGAGAUAAAUGAGCAGUGACAAAGUUUGGGAAAGUGUCCUCACAAAAAUGCAGGCAGAGCUUUUCUGAAUUCCUCUGCUGAUUUCCUCCUUUGAGAAGGAUAGCUAUUUUCCUGGUUGCCCACCAGCCUGCCUGAAAGACCUGGGGUGUCUUGAAGAAAAACAGUGCUUUGGGGAGUGUUCACUACACACGCUAGCUUUCAGCCUCAGGCUGCCCCCAUCCCAAGUCCCUUUUCAGUCAGCAGUGGAUGAAGAACAAAAUGGAUUCCAAGGACAAACACUGGGGGCACCAGGUUAUGGAUGGUGUUUCUCUUGGGAGGAUAAAUUGGGUUAAAAAUAGAGCUAGACUGGGGCAAGCACUCUUGGGAAUACCCCAGGACCCCCACCUCUCCCUCUUUGGUGUGUUCUCUGCAGGCUUACCCAAGGCAACUGCUGCAAGGCAAGGAAGGAGCCAGGGUGGAGCCCAGGGGUGGUUGGUUAGAUCUGCCUUCAAUCCAAGCUAAAGAUGUCCUUGAGUUUCCCAAUGAGAUCCCACCCAGCUCACCAAAAUCAAUGUUUGUCAGGGAUUUUCUGGGCCUAACUAGUAAUAAAGAAUGUGCAUUUGAC